This is a messenger RNA of Thalassophryne amazonica, 3736 nucleotides long. RefSeq names its product MAM domain-containing glycosylphosphatidylinositol anchor protein 2-like. The record is from RefSeq and is a predicted model, not a curated record. Gene Ontology annotation, cellular component: plasma membrane. Lineage: Eukaryota; Metazoa; Chordata; Actinopteri; Batrachoidiformes; Batrachoididae. The transcript is spliced from 18 exons. Gene Ontology annotation, biological process: homophilic cell-cell adhesion. Gene Ontology annotation, molecular function: protein binding. Bases 90 to 2987 code for a protein of 965 amino acids.
AUGAAGCGCGGGGAGGAGUAGCUCCCGUGCGCCUCAGCCGUCGGACUUCUUACCUCUGAGAGCUGGAUAUGCAGAGAUUAACGUGAGGGAUGGAUCUAAUUAUCUGCGUUGCUGGGCUGCUGGCGCUGAUCGGGGAUGGCAUCCGCAGCCAAGGAGUGUACGCACCCCCUACUGUCCGCAUCAUACACUCAGGGCAUGCCUGCAACGUUGAGGAGGAGAGGUACACGGAGCGAGUCUACACCAUCAGAGAAGGAGAGAUCCUCGAGCUCACCUGUCUGGUGACGGGGCAUCCUCGACCACAGAUUCGAUGGACCAAAACAGCCGGAAGUGUGUCGGACCGGUUCCAGGACUCCAGCGUGUUCAACGAGACUUUGCACAUUGCAAAGAUCCUAAGGACGCAAGGAGGUCGCUAUUACUGCAAAGCGGAGAACGGCCUCGGUUCCCCUGCCAUCAAGUCUAUCAGGGUGGACGUCUACUACCUUGAUGACCCAGUGGUGACGGUGCACCAGAGUAUAGGAGAAGCAAAGGAACAGUUCUACUAUGAGAGGACGGUGUUCCUGCGCUGCGUUGCCAAUUCCAACCCGCCAGUCCACUACAGCUGGCAUCGAGGCAGAGAGGUUCUGACGCAGGGCUCCGACAAGGGUGUGGAGAUCUACGAGCCAUUUUUCACACAGCAGGGGGAAACAAAGAUUCUGAAACUGAAGAACCUGCGCCCUCAAGACUACGCCAACUACAGCUGCAUCGCCUCCGUCAGGAACGUCUGCGGCAUCCCCGAUCGCAGCAUCAUCUUCCGGCUCACCAAUAAGACAGCUUCUCCGUCCAUUAAGCUGUUGGUGGAUGAUCCGAUCGUGGCGAACCCCGGCGAGACGGUGUCCUUAGUGUGCAUCACCACAGGUGGGGAGCCGCCACCCAUCCUCACCUGGACCACCACAAAUGACACCCUGCCGCUACGGAGUGUCAUUAAGGGGGGCACGCUAACCCUGCCCGCCAUCACCUCGGAUGAGGCGGGGGUGUACAGUUGCGUGGCUAGCAACAACGUGGGCAAUCCGGCGAAGAAGUCCACCACCAUCAUCGUGCGAGCACUGAAAAAGGGCAGAUUCUGGAUCACUCCCGACCCCUACCACAAUGACGACAACAUCCAGAUUGGUCGGGAAGUCAAAAUAUCAUGUCAGGUGGAGGCGACACCACCAGAGGAGCUCACAUUCAGCUGGCUGAAGAACGGACGAGCGCUGCGGAGCUCAGAGCGCAUGGUCAUCACCCAGACGGACCCCGAUAUUUCCCCCGGGACCACCAACCUGGACAUCAUUGACCUGAAGUUCACCGACUUUGGCACGUAUACGUGUGUGGCGGCACUGAAAGGUGGAGGCAUACCUGAGAUCAGCAUUGACGUCAAUAUCUCCUCCACAACUGUCCCUCCUCUGUUUUUCUCUUUCUUAGUUCCCCCCGACCUGACAGUACCCAGGGGCAAGUCUCCCCUGGUGGCUCGCGAGGGUGAUACAGUGGAGCUGGAGUGCCUUGUUUCAGGGAAGCCAAAGCCGAUCAUCCUGUGGUCGCGAGCAGACAAGGAGGCGCCCAUGCCGGACGGCAGCAUGCAGAUGGAGAGCUACGACGGUGUGCUGCGUAUUGUGAAUGUAUCUAGGGAGAUGACGGGCUCAUACCGCUGCCAGACCAGCCAGUAUAACGGGUUCAAUGUGAAACCUCGCGAGGCCGUGGUGGAGCUGAUCGUACAAUACCCUCCGACGGUGGAGCCGGUGUCCAUGGAGAUGCGUCAGGGCCUGGGCCGGCCCAUGGUGAUGACCUGCAGGGUGUUGCGCGCCCACCCUUCCCGCGUGCUGAGAUUCGAGUGGCUCCUUUCCAACCGGCUGCUCCACGCCGGAGCGUUUGACACCCAGAGGGACGAGACGGAGUACACAAUCCGCAACCUGAAUCGAGACAGCUGGGGGGAGUACACCUGCAACGUCAUCAACGAGGCCGGAGCAGGAAAAUGCACUUUCCAGGUGACAGGUAAAGCCUACGCUCCAGAGUUCUACUAUGAUACUUACAGCCCCCUGUGGCAAAACAGGCCUAGAGUCUAUGGAUUUAAGCUCCAGUGGACCCAGAUGAACCCCAACGCUGUGGACCGUAUUGUCGCCUACAGACUCGGCAUUCGACAGAUGGGGCUGCAGCGGUGGUGGGAGCAGGAGAUCCCGGUAGACGGAACCAUCAACAAAGGAGAGCUCAUGACGCACAAUCUGACGGAGCUCAUAAAACCCGAGUCCUAUGAGGUGCGCCUCACCCCGAUCACACGCUUUGGAGAGGGCGACUCCACCAUCCGAAUUAUCACUUACAGUGCUCCCAUCAAUCCACACCUGAGAGAGUUUCACUGCGGCUUUGAGGACGAUGCCAUCUGCAUGUUCACCCAAGACAAGAAUGACGAUUUUGAUUGGACGCGGCAUAGUGCUGCCACACGUGACACCAGAUAUACGCCCAAUACGGGGCCCAGCAGUGACCACAGUGGUUCCAAGCAGGGUUUCUACAUGUACAUUGAGACAUCAAGACCACGGAAAGAAGGAGACCAGGCACGGCUUGUGAGUCCGUUUUUCAAUGUAGCGCCUAAAAAUCCUUAUGGCAUCACCAACCCACCGGCUUACUGCUUCGGCUUCUUCUACCACAUGUAUGGCAAACACAUAGGGACUCUGAAUGCUUUUCUGAAGCAGAAGGGCCAAAUGCCGUCUGACACUCCCGUGUGGUCUCUAAGUGGUAACCAAGGUGACCGCUGGAAACAAGCCAAAGUCAGCAUCCACCCAACAGCAUCUUUCCAGGUGGUGCUCGAAGGUAUCCGUGGCUCGGGCAUUGAGGGAGACAUCGCCAUUGAUGAUGUCACGCUGGAGGAAGGAGAGUGUCGAGAUCCUCCGCCCAAUCUCAGUACCAUGGCUCCGCCCACAUCUUCCCAUAUAUGGCUGCUGUGCAUCACCUUGGCGAUGACCAUCCUGGAAGGUCAGAGGUGACGCUUCUCUCAGUCACCUCAGAGGCGAAUAUUCAGACCCACCGUCUGUGAGCUACACCCUCGGCAUCCAAUCACCAAAGAUUCAUGCAUCCUGGAAGCAGCAGGGGGCGCCUGAUGCCCCGCAGAGGGACACAAAUAUAUACGAAAGAAGUACACUGAGGGGAGGGAGGGGGACAGGAAUAAAAAUUACACAAAAAGUAAUGAAGAAGAUGCGCUAAUCUUUUUAAAGAAACCUCUUCUGCAGAAGACACUCCUCGUGCAGGACGUCUUUACGAGCACAAUGACGGGUGGGAGACGAAUACGCCUGGACUUUGGAAAGGGAUCACAAGCGUCAAGGGAGGACGGUUUGUAAAGCACAAGUACAAUUUUAUGAAGUCAUGAAAAUAUAUUUGAAAGGCAGCGGGACAUAGACACCGCUGACUUUUUGAGCGAAUCAGACCUUUUCCCUGUGCAUUAUCUUCAUUUCCUCACGCUGGAUGCCAAUCACCGACGCUUGUUUUUCAUUCUCGCCGGUCUUCGUAUCAAACCUCGCCGUUGUCUUAUCUGCUUGGUGCUGUACUGUAGGAAAACAAGAACUCUGGCAACAUUUCGUUCCAUCUGCUUACUCCCCUGUAGCUGCCUACGUACGGGAUCUUUUAACACUGUGCUCACGACUCCAAGUGGCCAACUGAGAGUACGUCGGCAGAAGAAGAAUAGACGUGUAGCAAUGGAGGAGGUGCUAAUAGAGAAGCGGGAGGAGGUGUAUCGGAG